This is a messenger RNA of Beta vulgaris subsp. vulgaris (sugar beet), 2914 nucleotides long. RefSeq names its product exocyst complex component EXO70A1. The record is from RefSeq and is a predicted model, not a curated record. Lineage: Eukaryota; Viridiplantae; Streptophyta; Magnoliopsida; Caryophyllales; Amaranthaceae. Gene Ontology annotation, molecular function: phosphatidylinositol-4,5-bisphosphate binding. Bases 458 to 2455 code for a protein of 665 amino acids. The transcript has 2 exons. Gene Ontology annotation, biological process: exocytosis. Gene Ontology annotation, cellular component: exocyst.
UCCUCCCUCAAACUCAUCCAAACUACAAAACCUUCCACAAAAAGAGUUAAAAACUACUACAAUUAUGGUAGUUUAUCAUUACCUUAACACAAAACUAAACCUCUUACCACCCAAUUAGAAAUAUUGGCCGUCAACUCCGCCGGAAUAUCCUCUCUACUAAACCAAAACAUUCACCAAUUCAUGUGAUGUCAAAUUCAUUUCUAAUCCAACAUUUUUUUAUUUUUUAAACCUUCCAAUUAUUUCUAAACCCUCUUUCAUUUUUUCAAAGACAAAAAACCAACAUAUCGCCAUUACACUGUCCACCUUACUCCAUCCCUCCUUACUAUAUACCUCCCCCACCUCUACUUUUUCUCUCUCCUAACAAAAAUAAAUUCAACUUUUGUUUGAUUUCAUUUUUAGUGAGUUUGUUUUAUUCAUUAAUUUCAACUUGAACUUUUUAUUGGAAGCUCCAGCAAAAAUGGAGUCUCCGCCGCGAAGUAGCGGAGCUGGUGGUGAAGAUGGUGGUAUUGAAUCAGCUGAGAAGAUAAUACUACGAUGGGAUUCUACAGUAUCUGAAGAAGCUAGAGAUAAGAUGAUUUUCUCCGGUGACCGUCAUGAAGUUGACCGUUACCUUAAAGCAGUUGAUGAGAUCCAACGGUCAGUUCAUUCACUAGCUAUGGCUUCUCCUUCUUCCGGCGGUAGUGGUGGUGGUGGUGAUCGUAACCCUAAUACUAUCCAAAUCGCCAUGGCUAGACUUGAAGAUGAGUUCCGUAACAUCCUCCUUUCUCACUCUUCUGCGGUUGACGCUGAUUCACUAUUAGUUGAUACACCUCGUUCUCACUCCUCUUCUUCUCGCGAUCAUUUCGACCAUUUCGCCGCCGCCGCCGACGCCGCCGUUGAAGAUGAGGAGAGAGGAAAUAUUCCGAGGUUAGACAGCGGUGGAAGCAGCAGUGGUGGUGGUGGAGGUGGUGGUGGAAGUUCGAGUUCGUCGAGGAGAAGUAUUAGGUCGACUACAAGUAUAAGAGAAGUUGAUCUGAUUCCAUUAGAUGCGAUCGGAGAUCUUAGGAGUAUCGCGGAACGUAUGAUCGCAGCUGGAUAUUUGCGUGAGUGCAUCCAGGUGUAUGGAAGUGUGAGAAAAUCUAGCGUUGAUGCGAGUUUCCGAAACCUAGGGAUCGAGAAACUUAGCAUCGGAGAUAUACAGAGAUUGGAGUGGGAUGCAUUAGAGAAUAAGAUCAGGCGUUGGAUUAAAGCUGCUAAAGUUUGUAUUAGGACGCUUUUCGCUUCUGAGAAGCGUCUUAGUGAGCAGAUCUUUGAUGGAUUGAAUGCAUAUUCUUCAUCAUCAUUAUCUGGUGGUGGUGCUUGUUGUGGUUCAUCUCCACCUCCAUCUCCGUGUUCGUAUUCGGAGGCGUGUUUUCUGGAGACGGUGAAAGGACCUGCAAUGCAGUUGUUUAAUUUUGCGGAGGCGAUAAGUAUAAGUAGGAGAUCGCCGGAGAAGUUGUUUAAGAUCCUUGAUUUGCAUGAUGCGUUGGCGGAGCUUUUAGCUGAUAUUGAGGUUGUGUUUGAGUCUAAGACGGCGGAGUCGAUUAGGGUGCAGGCAGCUGAGAUCUUAUCGAGGUUGGCGGAGGCGGCAAGAGGGAUAUUGUCGGAGUUUGAGAAUGCUGUAUUGAGGGAACCUUCAAGGGUUCCAGUUCCUGGUGGGACAAUUCAUCCAUUGACUAGGUAUGUGAUGAAUUAUAUUAGCUUGAUAUCUGAUUAUAAGCAGACUUUGUUUGAGUUGAUUGUAUCGAAACCAUCUUCGAGUGGGACGAGGUAUUCUGGGGAAUUAUCUGUGCCGGAUUUUGAUUUUUCGGAGUUAGAGGAAGAGAGGACUACAUUAGCUUUGCAUUUGAUUUGGAUAAUUGUUAUUUUGGAAUUCAAUUUAGAGGGGAAGUCACAACAUUAUAAAGAUACAUCUUUGGCUCAUUUGUUUAUGAUGAAUAAUGUUCAUUAUAUUGUACAAAAGAUUAAAGGGUCACCUGAAUUAAGGGAGAUGAUUGGAGAUGAAUACUUGAAAAAGUUGACAGGGAAAUUUAGGCUUGCUGCUACUAGUUAUCAGAGGGCUACUUGGGUGAAAGUGUUGAAUUGUUUGAGGGAUGAGGGUUUACAUGUGAGUGGGAGUUUUUCUUCCGGGGUGUCCAAGAGUGCGUUGAGAGAGCGGUUUAAGUCUUUCAAUGCAGUGUUUGAAGAGGUUCAUCGGACUCAAGCCAUGUGGUUUGUGCCCGAUACACAGCUCCGAGAGGAGCUUAGGAUAUCAAUAGCGGAGAAAUUGCUCCCCGCUUAUCGAUCAUUUCUUGGUCGGUUUAGGAGCCAUAUUGAGAGUGGCAGACAUCCGGAGCAGUACAUCAGGUACUCAUGGGAAGAUUUGGAUUCAGCUGUAUUGGAUUUGUUUGAGGGUAACCCAGUUACGCAACACAUGAGAAAAAGGUCACAGGGAUAAUGAUUGUUCAACUAUGACACUAGAAGCUAGGAAUUCAUUCUUUAAAUUUUUUUGAGGAAGCCUUUCGGGUGAUGGCAUUCUGUUUGAACUAUGGUGAUUCCUGAAGACUUCUUUCCCCUGAAGAAACAUCUGUUGAUUCAUCAAGGAUUAUAGUGAAGCAAGUAGGAAAAGAUCAAUAUCUUCCCUCCAGGAUGCCAGAGUCUGAAUGUUUCUAUCCUAAGACUUACUUGGUUGCACAUCUACUUGAAAACCUUUGCAAGUUGAAUACCAAACAUGCUUAUGGCAUUUCAUGUGUGUUAUUAACAUCUUUUCGGAGUGUCUCGGUCUGAAGGUGAUAUGGCGUUUGGAUUUGCUUUCAUGUUAACAUCUGGAUGGUUUGUUAACCUAUGUCUAUCUAUACACUUCAAGCCAAACUUUAUUUUGUCUUUUAUUAUAUUUAAACAGGUUAAUUCCUUUGUA